Molecule: messenger RNA, 4959 nt
Organism: Didymosphaeria variabile
Lineage: Eukaryota; Fungi; Ascomycota; Dothideomycetes; Pleosporales; Didymosphaeriaceae
Exons: 3
Coding region: 1-4959 (1652 amino acids)
Biological process (GO): protein O-linked glycosylation
Molecular function (GO): glycosyltransferase activity; protein binding
Source: RefSeq, a predicted model, not a curated record
AUGACGAUGGUCCGACAACAUCCUCCGCCGCUGCCGCCACCGUUGCAUUCACCGCUGGGCCCUUUCCAGCAGCCACUCGCGUCUCCAAAUGGCCAGUUACUCCGGAGUGCUCCAGGCUUCGACCAGCGAAGCAUGGCUCAGCAGCUCCCCCAACAGUACGCUUAUCCGCUGUCGCGGCACAACUCGUACCACUCACAAGGCUCUGAAAGUGGAAGGAACACGGUCAAACCACCAGAGCACAUGCUACGGCGUAAGACACCGAAUGGCAUCCUCGCAGCAGCUUAUGAUGGCACUUCGGUGGAACAGACGGAGAAGCCUCAUGCCACAAAACACAUCAUACUACCCGUCACGGCUGAAUCAAGCAUUUACGGUCUCAAGCAGGAUUUGCCCCUCAGGUCCCCUAGCGUUCAGCAUGAUGCGACGGUGAACUGGAGUCCCAGUCUGUACUUCCAAUCAGGCUCCGGUCGAGCUCCACCGCAGAUUGAUUCGAUGCUAAACCAAAUCCCUCAAAUACAGAACCAUCCCCAGUAUCAGAUGUUCGGUAAUCCGUUCGCUGCUGGCCCAGAACAAAUGAUGCAGAGCCCUCUAGGCCCGACCGUAUCGAACGACCAAGGACCUUUUGGCCCAUAUUGGCAUGAUGGCACUUUCAUCCCCUAUCGUCCGGCUGCUAUGCGAGACCCGCGGUACUAUAAUCAUCACGCACCUAAUUGGACUCACCCACAACACAACGCAUUCAUGAACCAUGCAUACAACAACACUUUGCCUAAUAUGCAUAUGCAACCGCAUCCUUACCAACUACAGCAGCUGCAAACCCCUUUCCCCCUCCUUGGUAGAUCGGCGAACGACUACCCCGUUUCGUUCCAGCAUCCUCAUCCAAACCCCGCCUUAGAUUAUCAAGACCAACCGUUACCUGUACCACCCAGCCACCGCCCUCAUCCGGACUACUCGCUAGCUUCCAGUCAGACCACGCCUAUUGCAGAUCAAUUCCCUGCACCAAUAACGGCUGAGUUCGGUCCGCAGUCACUGAAUGCGCAGAGUCGAGAGAAAAUUUUCGCCUGGGCACAUACGGUGUACGUUGACCUGCUCAAGUACCUGCAAUCAACCCGCAAAGCUAGGGCACAGCACUCCAAUGGCCAACAACACUCCGCACCACCACAUAUCUACCCGAAGCCCCCGAAACAGCCAGCUGCAAAUUUCUCCAGUGCCACGAGUAGUUCUAGCAACGCGCACGCAUUCGAUGCCUCGCAGACGGCGACGUUCGACUUUCACCCGCAGCCGCACACGAAUAGACAUUCAUUCCAUAGACCGACGCACAGCCGCUCUUCAUCCGCCUGGGCCCUUGGCCGAGUCGAUUCAAAUAUCAAUAGAUCGUCAUGGUACCCCUCACAAACCUCGCAAACACCAACAUUCGCAAAUCCACAUUCAGUCCAUCCACAGAUUGCCGGUAUGGAACCAUUACGCCCUCUUCGCCGUAUGUCAGGUUCCGUUGCUGGAAUCCAUCAAACGCGCAAUGAAGUGCCCCCAAGCUUGACAGCAGCUUCCGCGCUGGAUGCUAUUACGAAGCAUUGUGAAAAGAGUCAAUGGAAUUGGAUAGAUGGCAUUCUCUUGGGUGGAUGUCUUGCUUACGCGCUUGGGGACUAUCAAAAGGCGCACGGGUGGUAUAAACAUAUUUUGAAAUUAGACAAGGACCAUGUCGAAGCUACUUCCAAUCUAGCAGCAACUUUCCUGGCUUUGCAUCAGAAACAAGAAGCCGAACAAUACUGGAGAAGGGCGGUGAAGCUGAGGCCUAGCUAUUUUGAAGCUGUUGAACACCUACUUGGAUUGCUGUGCAGUAGUCACAGGAACAAAGAAGCCGUGCAGAUCAUUGAAGAGGUGGAAAGCUCGUUGAAGUUGGUCAAGAAAGGGGAGGUCUUCAAGAAUAUAGACGGACAGAGUGAGUGCUCGACAUCAGCGACCGAAUCGCCCCAGUUGUCGGAAGCCUCAGAUCGGCCGGUAUUCGAAUACGACACGGAAAACGAAUCACUUCCUAAGGACCCAGAAGAGAUUGCUGGAGCAGACCAGCCAGGCUUCGGUUCCAGUGGCUACGCCGUCCCUGGCUGCGACAAUGGCCGCAUUCUGGCCCUGGUGCAUGCCAAAGGCAACAUGCUGUAUGCCCUUGGAGAUAACUCCGGAGCAGCAAAGGCGUUCGAGAAUGCGGUGCUCAUCGGUGCAGGCUUACGAAUGCAGGGUAUUGACGGUUUGAUCCAGCACAUUCUGUCUGUCGUGGGCUACGAUGGCUCAGAACGCUCUCCUGGUGGUCGUCGCACUCCUCCCUCCAAUGAUCCUAUCUUGCUCCCUCCUGAGCUAGCAGACAAAACCGCGAAGCUUUGCUUCCCGCCAAAGGGGGACCUGCCAGGCCUUGAAUAUGUUCCGGGCGAGGGGAUGGCUCGAAAGGCUGCCAUUUCAACUACGAGCAACUCUCUCUUGUCUUUGGCCAAGAUCUUCCAGGACGGCAUGGCAACGAACUCGCCUAAGGCCACCGCAUUCCAGAGUAAUUACGGGGUCAGGGAAAUCCUCGCUUUGUAUUACUUGUCGCUCGCUUUGCAGCCAAGUCCUUCCACGGCCAACAAUGUGGGCAUUCUUCUCGCCAGUGUUCAACAGUCCGCUCCCUCCAAACGCAUCCCGGUCUCAAACACGAUGCAAAAGCCAACGGUCCCAGGCUUGGUUCCAGGCAGUGGCAUAGCUCUUGCACUCGCGUACUACCACUAUGGACUGAUGCUUGACAGCAGACACGCUCAUCUGUAUACUAAUCUGGGUAGCCUUCUGAAAGAUAUUGGCCAACUGGAAGCGGCGAUUCAAAUGUACGAACAGGCAGUGGCAUGUGACAAGAACUUUGACAUUGCUCUCGCAAACCUCGCGAAUGCUGUCAAGGACAAAGGCCGCAUCAGCGAUGCUAUUGUGUACUAUAGGAGAGCCGUGAAAGCUAGUCCGGACUUUGCAGAAGCAGUCUGUGGUCUUGCGAACGCGUUGAACUCAGUCUGCGGAUGGCACGGAAGAGGUGGUAUUGCUGAAGAUCGUGGUUCUCGAGAUCGUUGGCAUGUGGACGAAAAUGGCAUGCUACUUGAUGCUAGGCUAUCAGGAGCAAGGAGCGGCGGCUGGAUCCACAAGGUCGUGAGCUUGGUCGAGAAGCAAUUGUCGGACGGUGAAGACUGGGGACGUGGAAUCAUGGACGAGCAGUUCAUUCAGGAUAUACUCCGGUCGCUUACCUUAACAGACAACUCGACCCAAGACCUGCAAGAGAGACAAAAUCGCGUGCGAGGCGUGCUGGUCAAGUGGCGAGGCCACAAGUGGGAAGGAGCUCGCCUUGUUCGUCUUGUCGAGCGUGUUAUCCGAAGGAUCUCGUGGCAGUGGUAUCAAGACAAGUACAAGUACCCCAAGGAACGACCCAUGGCAAGCUAUCGGCGACCUCAGCUACCGGCAGCAUUGACUGUGCCUGCUGCUCCCACAGUACUUCCUUUCCAUACCUUCACCUGCCCGAUGUCGGCCAAGCAAAUCCGCUUGAUCUCCCAGCGGAACGGUCUUCGAAUAUCUUGCUCGACAUUAAGGGCACCGUGGCUGCCUCGGACAGUGUACGCUCCUCCGCCUCCGCCGGCUCCUUAUUUGAAAGUUGGAUACGUCUCGUCGGACUUCAACAACCACCCUCUCGCUCAUCUAAUGCAAUCGGUAUUCGGUCUCCACAACAAGGCUCGAGUCAAAGCCUAUUGCUAUGCUACCACAGCUAGCGAUAACACAGCGCAUCGCCAGCAGAUCGAAAGGGAAGCGCCAGUAUUUUACGAUGCGAGCAAUUGGUCUGCCGAACGCCUCGUCAGUCAAAUCAUCAAUGAUGGGAUACAUAUCCUUGUCAACCUCAACGGAUACACCCGUGGUGCACGGAACGAAGUGUUUGCUGCCCGUCCAGCCCCCAUUCAAAUGUCAUUCAUGGGAUUCGCAGGAACACUUGGCGCCGAGUGGUGCGACUAUCUGCUCGCUGACGACACAGCUGUUCCACCAAAUACUCUUCGCAGCUGGCGCAGGAAUAUUGAUUUGGAAGACGCUCUUGUUGAUGACAACAGUGGUGGCGAAGACGAGAACUGGAUCUACGCUGAGAAUAUCAUCUACUGCCGCGAUACCUUCUUUUGCUGCGACCAUCGGCAGAGUGCUCCGGAUGCUCAAGAGGAACAGCUAAACUGGGAGGAGGAGCAGAAAAGGAGAUGGAACAUGCGGAAAACAAUCUUCCCCAAUCUUCCUGACGACGCUAUCAUCCUAGGUAAUUUCAAUCAGCUGUACAAGAUCGAGCCAACGACCUUCCGAACCUGGCUUCGUAUCCUCCAAAAGGUCCCCAAGGCGAUCCUCUGGCUGCUCCGCUUUCCCGACCUGGGCGAAACCAACCUCAAGCAAACGGCACAAUUAUGGGCAGGCUCUGAGGUUGCCAAUCGCGUUAUUUUCACAGACGUUGCCCAAAAAAGCCAGCAUAUUGCACGAGCCCGUGUCUGCGAUUUGUUCCUCGACACGCCCGAAUGCAACGCACACACGACCGCCGCCGACGUUCUUUGGUCAGGCACACCGUUGCUCACUCUGCCAAGGUACAACUACAAAAUGUGCUCGCGCAUGGCAGCUUCGAUCCUCAAAGGCGCGCUCCCGAAGAAUCAGGAAGGCUUCCAGGCUGCAAAGGAACUUAUUGCAGACAACGAUGAAGACUACGAAACGAAGGCUGUUCGACUAGCCCUCAACUGCAAGUAUCAAGACGGCCGCGCUAUAGGCCGGUUGAGCCAGCUUCGACGCACCCUAUACGAAGCAAGAUGGAGCAGUGGCCUGUUCGACACGAAGAGAUGGGUACGAGACCUGGAAGAAGCAUACGACAUCGCAUGGAGGAAGUGGGAAAGGGGCGAAGGCGGCGAUAUUUGGCUGAAGAAGACGCCGCGCCCCAUCACCGCGACGUAA